UGAUCACAUGACACUAUGAAAUUCUCACUAUAGAAUUAAACCUAACACCAACAAAGGUAUGUCCAUUCAAAAGAAUACUCAGGUAAAUUCUGGGUCAGAACGAAGGAUAAGCCAUAAGUGUUAAAAAGUAUAUAUAUUAUAAUUCAUUAUUUUUAUGGAUUUAUAAACUGUGAUACAAUAUAACUGAACUAUAAAGAGAGUGUUGAGAUUAGAAAGAUAGUGCAAGGUGAUAUAUUGUGAUACUUAACCUAGGACUAGAACACAGUAGAACUACAAUCAAAUCCAACUUAUUUCUCAUUGUAUCAGCUACCCUGAAGUCAUUACAAAGUGUGACAUGGAAUGAUUGCUUAUAAGGACAACAGUGAGAAGGUUUCAGGUGGUACCAAGUCGUUUAGUAGUAAAGUGAUGUCUGUAUUGUUAUUCCAGUGUAUAGGAGUACCUACUGUUACUCUGAUAUUUGCCUGGUUGUGUAUGUACUUUGGACUUUCUGAUACCUAUAGUUACUUCCCUGAGGUAGCUACAAAGAAACUGUAUGAUAUAGACAGUAAUAUUGGAAUACAGUCACAGUUCUGGAGUAUAGCUAAUGUUUCUCGUUUCUCUGCUAUGUAUUGGUUUGACGAGCAGACAUGGUCCUAUGUAACCUUUAUUUUGGCCAUCUUGCCAUUGAUUGUGUAUGCAGUUGCCAUUGUAGUUAUAUCAAUUUGUCAUAUAGGAGGGCAUUUCCACUUCCACAAGAAGGAGGAGCCAUUAUUGUCACAUGAUUCUUUACCAGGGGUUUCAAUAGUGAAACCAUUAAUGGGAGUUGAUGAUUUACUGGUAGAAAACUUAGAAAGUCAUUUCAGUCUCAAUUAUCCAAAGUUCGAGUUGUUACUGUGUACACAGACUGAUGACGAUGAAGCUAUACCUGUUGUAAAUAAACUGAGGAAGAAAUAUCCACAGGUCGAUUGUACAUUGUUCACAGGUGGUGGUCCAGGCUGUGUAAAUCCCAUGGUCAACAAUAUGGCACCUGGUUACUGGAAUGCUAAAUAUGAUUUUAUCUGGGUCAGUACCAGUAGAAUUAAAGCCUCGUCUGAUAUAAUCAUGGAUAUGUCCUGCAAGCUUCAGAAACCAGAUGUAGCCUUAGUUCAUCAGAUGCCAUUUUAUACAGACUUGCCAGGAUUUGCUGGAACUAUUGACAAGGUACAUUUUGGUUGUAUAAUUGGUCGAUGUUAUCCUGCGUUUAAUUUCUUAGGCCUUUGCUGUUGUACAGGGAUGUCAUACUUGUUUAAGAAGCCUGUAUUGGAGGAGUGUAUGCCUCAAGGGGGACUUAUCUACUUUGGCAAAUACUUAGCUGAAGAUUUUUUUUUAUGUACAUUAUUACAUGAAAAAGGCUACAAGUUAGUUAUGUCAGCUUACCCAGCUCAACAGAAUAUUCCCUCAUCAUCCAUUUGUUUCUACAAGGAUAGAAUGGUCAGAUGGCUGAGAUUACGCCUUAACAUGAUGACAUUUACAAGUGGUGUUCUAGAACCGUUAGGUGACAUGAUUCCUUUAGGAAUUUUAGUUAGUCUAAGUGUCAAUCAUUUCUUCAGCAUUAGUGUAACUUAUUUCCUGCUAUUCCAUUUCACUUUAUGCCUCAUAUCAGAUUAUAUACUACUUAAACGGUACCAGAAUGGUCCACUUAUAUUUUCAAAACGUAAGUUUGUGUUGUGUUGGUUUGUUACUGAACUUAUGAGAACUGUAACCUAUUUUGAGGCUAUUUGGCGGCCUCAGACUAUAUUUUGGGGAACAAAACAAUUCCGGGUACGUCUAGGAGGAGUUACUGAGGUAGUGCGAGAUACUGAGAAGACUAAAUCAUAGUUAACUAGUCAUUACUUAGAAAGGGAGAUAAUUUACCUUAACAGGAAGUACACAAAAGGAGAUAACCCUGUCUGGAACAGAAUCAAGAACAGAACGACUUAGAGAAAGAGAUCAUGUUGCAUUUCAGUUUUGAGCUAUGUUUGAUUGGGAAUUCAGUGCUUUAAUGAAGAAUAUGUUUAGGUUGUUUAACAACAACUGUCAUCAAUAGGGAUACACUUGCAUAUAAUCAUGAUAGGAGCGUUUGAAAAAUUUGGGAAAUAUUGUUCAAUUAUUUUUUGCUAAUUCAGAUUAUUAGAAGUUGAGAGAGAAUUCUAAGUCUAUUAAAGAUUAGCACAUGUGUGUCUGACCUUAGUGAGAUUUCAGUGAUUUAUAAAUCUAAGCCUUUAUAGAUUAUAUAGUAAUUUAUGGAUGUAGUAGACUUGUGCAUUUUAAACAUGCCGGUAAUUAAUAUUGAUUCAUUAUUGAUAUUUUUCACAUUCAGUGCAAUAUAAAAAAAAUUAUCAAGCUAGUUUAAAAAUUAUUAAUCCAUUAAAAUGAUGAAAUAUUGACAUCUGCUAUUUUUUUUUUUUUUUGAAAAGUAAUCGUACUUUUAUUAGUUUUUAAAUGGGUAUUUAUAUUGAUGGGCCAAAAACAGUGAUUUUUUUUUUGUAACACACAUAAUAGUUUAUAGGUUCUUUUAAUUUGUAGAGUCCACAUCUUAAAAUAUUUUGUAUUUGCAAUCAUCAGUUCAUGUGUCUGUCAUGAUUUACAUAUAAAUAACCAGUAUUUUGCAUUUAUUAGAACUGGUGGAUGAAAUGUUUCAU
Mytilus trossulus (common blue mussel) is the source of this 2639-nucleotide messenger RNA. RefSeq names its product ceramide glucosyltransferase-B-like. Bases 340 to 1836 code for a protein of 498 amino acids. Gene Ontology annotation, biological process: glucosylceramide biosynthetic process. Lineage: Eukaryota; Metazoa; Mollusca; Bivalvia; Mytilida; Mytilidae. Gene Ontology annotation, cellular component: membrane. Gene Ontology annotation, molecular function: ceramide glucosyltransferase activity. The record is from RefSeq and is a predicted model, not a curated record. The transcript has 12 exons.